This is a messenger RNA of Coregonus sp. 'balchen', 29104 nucleotides long. NCBI's taxonomy places the organism in Eukaryota, Metazoa, Chordata, Actinopteri, Salmoniformes, Salmonidae. The record is from the annotation of a GenBank genome assembly.
AUGGGAGCAGAGGAAGAGCGUAGAAAGGAGUGGAGGUGAGUGAGAGAGGGAUGAAGGACAGUAGUUAUAGAGGAGUGAUCAGUGGACAGAGAACAUUCAUUACACAACACACACACACGCGCACACACGCACACACAAACACACACAAACACACCUGUGUUUGUGAGGCUGCCCUUGAGUUGUUGUGUUUGUGUUGUUGUAGUUAGUGCUUGUAUGUUAGGGCUCGUGUAAUUGCCUGUUGGUAUGUGAUUGUCCCAUAGUGGUGGGUUUGUAUUGCCAAGUGCCCAUGCAGAAUUUGUUUCUAUUUGUCCCCUCAAUCAUUGAGAGUGACUUUGAUCCUGCAAGGGUGUUUGAAUGUGUGAUGCUGUGUGUGUGUGUUUGUGUAGUGUGUGUGUUCUUUGUGUUUGUGCUGUCCUUUGUGAUUGUGGUGUACUGUGGCAGGUGAGUAAUCCAAUCCAUCUGUCACUGUAGGCUUUGACACAGUCUGUUACGGCAUGCUAUGUGUGUAUGUGUGUGUGUGUGUGUGUGUGUGUGUGUGUGUGUGUGUGUGUGUGUGUGUGUGUGUGUGUGUGUGUGUGUGUGUGUGUGUGUGCGUGCGUGCUUGUCCAUGCGUGUGUAUUCUGCUAUAUAAAGCCCAAUGAACUCUGUGCAGCCGGUGAUGUGGUGUUUUAAAGCUGUGUGUGUUAUACCUCCACUGGGUUAGCUCUAGUGAAUAGCUCAAAGCACAAAGCUGUCCCUGAGUGUAUUGCUGCAGAUACUCUCUUCUCCUACAAUUUAUGUUCACACAGAUCUAAGCGUAUUUGUGUUUAUGCGGCAUAAGAGUGUGAGUGUUGCAUAUGUUUAGUUUAUGAUGUGUGUGCUGCAUAGGGUACGUGUACCUAUACGUUUGAGUGUGUGUGUGUGAGUGGCGUGCAUGUGUGUAAGAGUCUAUAGCCAUUCAUGUGCAUGUUCACUGUUCCCUUUUGCCCACACCAAUUUACCUCCUUCAGUACUCUGGGUUCUAAGACAGAGGCCCAGUCACGCACUGAUGGAAAGUAAACACAUUGAGGUAGACGCACAGAUAUAAGUAGACAGAUAGAAGAGAGCAGCAAGGUUGCUCAAGAUCCACUGCGAAACUCGACGUCUGUCCUGGUACCCAGGACGUCGGGAGAUUACUUCAAAACCGGCCACUAGGGGCAACGGUGAGCUAUUACCAUCAAGUAGGCUCCCAGCUUCGAGGGUUGCGUGUUCAAUCCUGGUUCUAGGCACUUGUUUUAACCCUAUUCCAACCCUUAACCCUUAAUUUAACCUCUGGCUCCGAGGGCCACGUCUUCAAUCCCAGCAUUAGGCAAACACUUUUUUGUUUUUGUUUUAACCCUUCCCCAAACCUUAACCCUUAACUUAACCAUUCAGAAUUAAUGCCUAAACUUAACCUUUAAAAUGUUAAGUUUAUAGACAAACGUCGGAUUCUGCAGUGAGACUGUGAGAGCUUAUUGAUGAAAGAAGAGGUAGAAACAGACAGACAGAUAGAUAACACAGAGGGAGGAGAGGAAUAGAGACAGACAGAGAGAUAGCACAGAGAGAGGAGAGGAGCGAAUGGUUUAAUGAAAUAUAAAGGGAGCUAGAGAGACUAUGAUGGUUAAUCUAUAGGUUAUGACAAAUAUAUGUAUUUAGACUGAGGAGUAUCUCUGGAGAGGAGAGAGGAAAGAGAGAGUUAGAGAGACAGAACGGGGGAGGGUGACAGAUGGGGUGAGAGACAAAAGGAGGUGAGAGAAAGAUAGAGGAGGGAGAAAAGCAAAGAAAUGGUGAGAGGAAAAUAUAUAUAGCGAGAGAGAGAGAGAGAGAGAGAGAGAGAGAGAGAGAGAGAAAGAGAGAGAGAGAGAGAGAGAGAGAGAGAGAGAGAGAGGGAGUGUUGGUGUGUGUUGGUGUUCAUCUAUGCGUGCAUGCGUGUGUGUGCGUGCGUGUGUUUGUGUGUGUGUGUUCAUGUUUGUGCGUGCAUUCGUGCGUGCGUGCAAAUGUAUGCGUGUGUGUGUUAUCAGGCCAGUGACAGAGUGAGAGACUACAGAGACCCAGACAUCCUGAUUACCAGACAGACAGAAAGGAAGGAAGGAUGAGAAUGAGAAAAGAGAGAUACAGUGGGCUAAUGAUAUAUGGAUGGAAGAGAGAGAGGGCAUGGAGGGUCAGGUUGAUGGAGAGAUGAGAGAGGAGGUAUAGACUGAGGGUUAAUUGAUAGAGUGAUGGGAGAGAGAGAGACAGUGAGUGAUGGGGAAGAGAGAGACAGUGAGUGAUGGGGAAGAGAGAGACAGUGAGUGAUAGGGAAGAGAGAGAUGAGAUAGAGGAAUGAAAUGUGGAGAAUAUUUAGAGGAAAAAGGGGACACAGAUAAAGGAGGGAGUAACUGGAGAUAAUGAGAGGAGGGUGAGGAGGAGGGAGGAAAUUGGGGGGUGAUAAGAAGAGGAGAACAGAGGAAGAAGAAGUAUAGAAAAAUAAGAAAAGAUCAGUCUGAAUAGAGACAAGAGUAUUGAAUACGUGCUACACUUCACUACCCCUCCAGUUGUGUGUGUGUGUUUCUCCUGUUAACCCCAAAGUUAAAGAAUCACAAAGAUACAAGUACACUGAACAAAAAUAUAAACUCAACAUGUGAAGUGUUUUUCCCAUGUUUCGUGAGCUGAAAUAAAAUAUCUCAGAAAUGUGUCAUAUGCACAAAACGCUUAUUUCUCUAAAAUGUGCACAAAUUUGUUUACAUCCCUGUAAGUGAGCAUUGCUCCUUGGCCAAGAUAAUCCAUCCACCUGACAGGUGUGGUAUAUCAAGAAGUUGAUUAAACAGCAUGAUCAUUACACAGGUGUGCCUUGUGCUGUUGACAAUAAAUAAAUGUGUAGUUUUGUCACACAACACAAUGCCACAGAUAUCUCAAGUUUUGAGGGAGCGUGCAAUUGGCAUGCUGACUGCAGGAAUGUCCACCAGAGCUGUGGCCAGAGAAUUGAAUGUUCAUUCAAAAAUUAGAGAAUUUGGCAGGAGGUCCAACCUGCCUCACAACCGCAGACCACGUGUAUGACGUCGUGUGGACGAGUGGAUUGCUGAUGUCAACAUUGUGAACCGAGUGCCCCAUGGUGGCGCUGGGGUUAUCGAAUGGGCAGGCAUCCGCUACAGACAACGAACACAAUGGCAUUUUAUCGAUGGCAAUUUGAAUGCACAGAGAUACCGUGACAAGAUCCUGAGGCCCAUUGUCAUGCCAUUCAUCAGCCGCCAUCACCUCAUGUUUCAUCAUGAUAAUGCACAGCCCCAUGUCGCAAGGAUCUGUACACAAUUCCUGGAAGCUGAAAAGGUCCCAGUUCUUCCAUGGCCUGCAUACUCGUCAGACAUGUCACCCAUUGAGCAUGUUUGGGAUGCUCUGAAUUUUUGAAGGUAUCUGUGACCAAGAGAUGCAUAUCUGUAUUCCCAGUCAUGUGAAAUCUAUAGAUUAGGGCCUAAUUAAUUUAUUUCAAUUGACUGAUUUCCUUAUAUGAACUAUAUUUUUGUUCAGUGUAGAUCCCAAGGUUAACUUAGAAGACAAAGCAUAAACAAAGAGAUGCUUACUGUAACUCAGUAAAAUCUUUGAAAUUGCUGCAUGUUGCGUUUAUAUUUUUCUAAAGUAUACAUGUAAUCCUCUCCCCCCACUUAUUUUCCUUGUCCCACUUCUGAAUCCCUAAUCCACACACACAAACACACACACACACACACACCCGCCAGGUCGUUUAAGAGGCUAAAUUUGACGUCCAUCCAGGCAGCCAGGACGUCGGGAGAUUAUUUAAAAACUGGCCACUAGGGGGCAAUGGUGAGCACUAUAACAAUUAUGUAGGCUUGCGGUUUGCUAGGGUGUUGUGGACAGGGAUGGUGGGUGGGCGUAAGACACAAGCUCCUGUUCCAAGGGUCGUGUGUUCAAUCCCAGUGCUAAGCACUCGUUGUUGUUUUUUUACCCUAUCCCAAACCUUAACCCUAACUUAACAUUUCUGAAUUAAUGCCUAAACUUAACCGUCUAGUUGUUUCUGUUGUGAACCUAUCCCAAACCUUAACUUAACAUUUCUGAAUUAAUGGCUUAACUAAACCAUUGAGUUGUUUCUGUUGUAAUCAUAUCCCAAACCUUAACCCUUAACUUAACCUUUCUGAAUUAAUGGCUAAACUUAACCAUCGAGUUGUUUCUGUUGUAACCCUAUCCCUACAUCAAAGGAGCUCUCACCAGAGACCUAUACACUACAGUGUCCUGUUCUGUUAGUGGUCGAGAGCAAGGUUUGAUUACUGUGCAGUAACGCAUCCCUCACACACACACACAUAUGCACACACACACUCUCCCACCCACCCACACACACACUCUCCAGCCGCCAAUUGGAGGGUAAAACAUUCGGCUCACCUUGAAAUGACAAGGGACUCGAUUCACUGGAUCUUUCAGCUCACUGUAACCACAACAUGGACACACACAGUGUCACACACUCACUGUCAAACACAAACACACACACUUUGUCUGAUCAUUACUGUCCUGACACAGUGUCUCAGUGACUUGACACAUGUUAAAAACUUUUUUUGUUAGAUGCCUACAGGGCAUUGUGUUAAAAAUGUAUCAGAAGCUCCUAAAUCAUUUGAAGCUGAGGCAAUGUUUUUACCAUUAUGGCUAUGUACUUCACACUUUCUAUUUAUCACUCUCGCUGUGUGUGUGUGUGUGUCUAAUAGUGUGGUGACAGAUGCUUUAAAUGAAGCCCCCCCCCCCCCACCCCACCCCCACCCCCGCUCUCUCUUUUCAGUCUGGCCUCUCUCUCAACUGUUCUCUUCACAUUUCUACACACACACAUACUCUCUCAGAUCUCUCACAUAUCAUCAGUUAUUCUUCCCCUCCCUGAAAACGCUCCCUUCAUCCUUCUAUCCUCUGCCAUACUUUAUAGUCCUCCCUCUAUCCUCCACUGUGCUUUGUUCCCCUACCGUUCUCCUCAGUCCAUCUCCUCUUUUGCUUCAGUACCUCCUUCUCCUGCGUCUCCUUACUCAUUCCCUGCACAGGAUGACUCAAUCUACACCACAGGAUGUGUCUCAGUAAAGAGCAAACAGGUCUGCACAGUGUGUGUGUGUGUGUGUGUGUGUGUGUGUGUGUGUGUGUGUGUGUGUGUGUUAGAGAGAAAGAUAUAAAUAAAACACUAGAGAAGCCGACCUUAUCCUCAAAGCUUACUCAUAUAUAUAUAUAUAUAUAUAUAUAUAUAUAUAUAUAUAUAUAUAUAUAUAUAUAAGGUUAUAUAAGAUAAGAUAAGGUUGGCUUCUCUAGUGUUAUAUUAUAUAUACAGCUGUGGAAAAAAUUAAGAGACCACUGCAAAUUUUUCUUAAAUCAGCAUCUCUACAUGUAUGACAGCCAUUCCAUUCCAGUGUCUGUUGAAUUCCAACACAGGCACACAUCAUUCUACUGAAUUAGGUACUGAUUAGGUGAUCACAUGAACCACAUCUUAUUUAACGAGGAAAAGUAUAAAAACCACUGCUGUGGUCAUCACUAUCCUCUUGCAAUAGGACCAGCUGGAUGGCAAAAACAGUGCUAAUAGUACCUCAAAGUAAUAUUAAUCAAAAAAUAACUAUUGAACUUGCCAAAAGAGUUGAAAAGGAAAGUUUUGAGUGAGGAAAAGAAGGGUAAAUUCUGGCUUUACUGGCAGAGGGAUACAGUGAGCGUCAGGUUGCUUCCAUCCUUAAAAUUUCAAAGACGGUGGUUCAUAAGAACAAGGUCAAGCAGCAGACAUUGGAGACAACAAAGCUACAGACCGGCAGAGGGCGAAAACGACUCUCUACUGACCGGGAUGACCGCCAACUAAUUCGAAUGUCACUCAACAACCGUAGGAUGACAUCAAGUGACCUACAAAAAGAAUGGCAAACAGCAGCUGGUGUGAAGUGCACGGCGAGGACGGUUCGAAACAGGCUCAUAGGGACAGGGCUGAAGUCGUGCAAAGCUAGAAAAAAGCCCUUCAUCAAUGAGAAGCAAAGAAGAGCCAGGCUGAGUUGUAAAAGACCAUAAGGAUUGGACCGUAGAGGACUGGAGUAAGGUCAUCUUCUCUGAUGAGUCCAAUUUUCAGCUUUGCCCAACACCUGGUCGUCUAAUGGUUAGACGGAGACCUGGAGUGGCCUACAAGCCACAGUGUCUCGCACCCACUGUGGAAUUUGGUGGAGGAUCGGUGAUGAUCUGGGGGUGCUUCAGCAAGGCUGGAAUCGGGCAGAUUUGUCUUCGUGAAGGACGCAUGAAUCAAGCCACGUACAAGGUUGUCCUGGAAGAAAACUUGCUUCCUUUUGCUCUGACAUUGUUCCCCAACUCUGAGGAUUGGUUUUUCCAGCAGGACAAUGCGCCAUGCCACACAGCCAGGUCAAUCAAGGUGUGGAUGGAGGACCACCAGAUCAAGACCCUGUCAUGGCCAGCCCAAUCUCCAGACCUGAAUCCUAUUGAAAACUUCUGGAAUGUGAUCAAGAGGAAGAUGGAUGGUCACAAGCCAUCAAACAAAGCCGAGCUGCUUGAAUUUUUGCACCAGGAGUGGCAUAAAUUCACGCAACAUCAAUGUGAAAGACUGGUGGAGAGCAUGCCAAGACGCAUGAAAGCUGUGAUUGAAAAUCAGGGUUAUUCCACCAAAUAUUGAUUUCUGAACUCUUCCUAAGUUAAAACAUUAAUAUUGUGUUGUUUAAAAAUGAACAUGAACUUAUUUUCUUUGCAUUAUUCGAGGUCUGACAACACUGCAUAUUUUUUGUUAUUUUGACCAGUUGUCAUUUUAUGCAAAUAAGUGCUCUAAAUGACAAUAUUUUUGGGGGGAAUUUGGGAGAAAUGUUGUCAGUAGUUUAUAGAAUAAAACUAAAAUGUUAUUUUUACCCAAACACAUACCUAUAAAUAGUACAACCAGAGAAUCUGAUAAUUUUGCAGUGGUCUCUUAAUUUUUUUCGCACCUGUAUAUAUAUAUAUAUAUAUAUAUAUAGUAUCUCACAAAAGUGAGUACACCCCUCACAUUUUUGUAAAUAUUUGAGUAUAUCUUUUCAUGUGACAACACUGAAGAAAUGACACUGCUACAAUGUAAAGUAGUGAGUGUACAGCUUGUAUGACAGUGUAAAGUUGCUGUCCCCUCAAAAUAACUCAACACACAGCCAUUCAUGUCUAUACCGCUGGCAACAAAAGUGAGUACACCCCUAAGUGAAAAUGUCCAAAUUGGGCCCAAUUUGUCAUUUUCCCUCCCCGGUGUCAUGUGACUCGUUAGUGUUACAAGGUCUCAGGUGUGAAUGGGGAGCAGGUGUGUUAAAUUUGGUGUCAUCGCUCUCACACUCCCUCAUACUGGUCACUGGAAGUUCAACAUGGCACCUCAUGGCAAAGAUCUCUCUGAGGAUCUGAAAAAAUGAAUUGUUGCUCUACAUAAAGAUGGCCUGGGCUAUAAGAAGAUUGCCAAGACCCUGAAACUGAGCUACAGCACGGUGGCCAACACCAUACAGCGGUUUAACAGGACAGGUUCCACUCAGAACAGGCCUCGCCAUGGUCGACCAAAGAAGUUGAGUGCACGUGCUCAGCGUCAUAUCCAGAGGUUGUCUUUGGGAAAUAGACGUAUGAGUGCUGCCAGCAUUGCUGCAGAGGUUGAAGGGGUGGGGGGUCAGCCUGUCAGUGCUCAGACCAUACGUUGCACACUGCAUCAAAUUGGUCUGCAUGGCUGUCGUCCCAGAAGGAAGAUGAGCAUCUCUUCUAAAGAUGAUGCACAAGAAAUCCCGCAAACAGUUUGCUGAAGACAAGCAGACUAAGGACAUGGAUUACUGGAACCAUGUCCUGUGGUCUGAUGAGACCAAGAUAAACUUAUUUGGUUCAGAUGGUGUCAAGCGUGUGUGGCGGCAACCAGGUGAGGAGUACAAAGACAAGUGUGUCUUGCCUACAGUCAAGCAUGGUGGCGGGAGUGUCAUGGUCUGGGGCUGCAUGAGUGCUGCCGGCACUGGGGAGCUACAGUUCAUUGAGGGAACCAUGAAUGCCAACAUGUACUGUGACAUACUGAAGCAGAGCAUGAUCCCCUCCCUUCGGAGACUGGGCCGCAGGGCAGUAUUUCAAAAUGAUAACGACCCCAAACACACCUGCAAGACAACCAUUGCCUUGCUAAAGAAGCUGAGGGUAAAGGUGAUGGACUGGCCAAGCAUGUCUCCAGACCUAAACCCUAUUGAGCAUCUGUGGAGCAUCCUCAAACGGAAGGUGGAGGAGUGCAAGGUCUCUAACAUCCACCAGCUCCGUGAUGUCGUCAUGGAGGAGUGGAAGAGGACUCCAGUGGCAACCUGUGAAGCUCUGGUGAACUCCAUGCCCAAGAGGGUUAAGGCAGUGCUGGAAAAUGAUGGUGGCCACACAAAAUAUUGACAAUUUGGGCCCAAUUUUGACAUUUUCACUUAGGGGUGUACUCACUUUUGUUGCCAGCGGUUUAGACAUGAAUGGCUGUGUGUUGUGUUAUUUUGAGGGGACAGCAAAUUUACACUGUUAUACAAGCUGUACACUCACUACUUUACAUUGUAGCAAAGUGUCAUUUCUUCAGUGUUGUCACAUGAAAAGAUAUACUCAAAUAUUUACAAAAAUGUGAGGGGUGUCCUCACUUUUGUGAGAUACUGUAUAUAUAUAUAUAUAUAUAUAUAUAUAUAUAUAUAUAUAUAUAUAUAUAUAUAUAUAUAUAUAUAUAUAUAUAUAUAUAUAUAUAUAUAUAUAUAUAUAUAUAUACGCACACAGCUCAUAUACGCACGCAGCUCAAAUAUUGUGGUCCUCUGUAGCUCAGCUGGUAGAGCACGGCGCUUGUAACGCCAAGGUAGUGGGUUCGAUCCCCGGGACCACCCAUACACAAAAAUGUAUGCACGCACGACUGUAAGUCGCUUUGGAUAAAAGCGUCUGCUAAAUGGCAUAUUAUUUAUUAUUAUUAUUAUUAUUAUUAUUUUAUUAUUAUUAUUAUUAUUCGAAAAGUAUUCAGACCCCUUCACUUUUUCCACAUUUUACAGCCUUAUUCUAAAAUGGAUUAAAUAAAUAAAAAUCCUCUCAAUCUACACACAAUACCCCGUUUUGACAAAGCAAAAACAGAAAUACCUUAUACUUUUUGCUAUGAGACUCAGAUUCAGAUUCAGAUCAACUUGAUUAUCCCACCAGGGGGAAAUUAAUUUGGUCAUGUGCUUAAAAAGACAGUACAUAAAACAUGAAAACACAGAAACUACACAAUAUAAUUCAUUAAAAGUGCUAUAGCUACACAUUUAAAGUGAAGGUGCAAUAUGCUGUGUACUGGAGGGACCAACAGACUAUCUAUUAUACAGCCUAAUGGCUGUUGGAAUAAAACAGUCCCCAUAUCUAUCUGUUUUGAUUUUGUUUUGAAGAAGUCUCUUGCCCCUGCUGCUGUAACUGAGUUUUGAGUGAAGGGAUGAGUACUGUCCUGUUAAACGCUUUCAAGUUUUAGGAGGAUGAGUUUUGUGUACAGGUUGGUGGCUGAUUCUUGAUCUAUACCAAUUAUCGUUCCCGCCGUCUUAAUCAAGCGCUGAAGCUUGACUUGGUCUUACACUUGCAUGUUUCAAAACACGCAUAUGAGGCCAAAGGACAGCACACUCUGCAGGACAGAUUUAUAGAACAUUUGUAAGAUAUGGCGGUCGACAUUAAAAUGGUUCAGUUUGCAAAAGAAAAACGUUCUCUGCUGCAAUUUCUUUAUCUUUGCAAAGGCACAGUCAUUGAAUUUCAGUUAAUUGUCUAUUUCGAUUACCAGGUAUUUAUAUGUGGUCACUUUAUCGACUGAUUCCCCAUUGAUCUUCAUAGGGGGUAGUGGAGUUUUGUUCCUUCUGAAAUCAAUUUCCAUCUCUUUUGUUUUCUUAUCGUUUAUUUCAAGAAAGUUAUCUGCGCACCACUGGACAAACUUUGCCAUUUCUCUGUUAAAACCUUGAAGAGGCUUGGUCUGGGGGGAGGAAACCUACAACAGCGGUGUCAUCUGCAUAUUUAAAGAAUUUGUGGUCUGAGUCGGAGGCUUGAAAAUCGUUUGUGUACAGUGUGUACAGUAUCGGUGAAAGUGCGCAACCUUGAGGGGCUCCCGUAUUCACCGUUCUAGAUGUAGAGAUGGCGGAGUUCAACUUCACUUGAUGAGUAUGGUUCACAAGGAAACUAUUACUCCACUUGAUCAGUAGAGAGUUGACACCCAAAUUCACCAGCUUAUUCACCAGUAGGUGGGGUUGGGUGGUGUUAAAUGCACUACUGAAGUCAAAUAAUAUAAUUUUCACUAGGCUAUUUGCCUUUUGUAAAUGUUCAUAGAUAUUGUUCAGCAUGCCCAGUAACGCAUCAUCAACACGAAAGGUGAAUUGGUUUGGAUCUAAUUGGGAUGAGAGACGAGAGAGAAUUUGUUUUUGAAUUCUUUUUUCAAAACAUUUCAUAGGUACAGGUGUCAGGACUACAGGGCAUAAAUCUUUCUUUUCUUUUGGCCUGUUGUUUUUAGGUACUAGGAAAAUCAGCGACUUCUUCCAUAAGACUGGAAUCACCCCACUGUUCAGUGAUGGCUGGAACAGCUUCUGGAACGGUAAUGCGAGCUGGUCUGCGCAUGCCUGAAGUGCCAUGCUGCUGACGCCGUCUGGACGAUAUGAUUUUCGUGGGUUGACACGUUGAAAGUAUUGCUUGACGUCAUUUACAGAGAUCUGUAUAUCAACAGGUGGUAUGCUGUCUGUACUGUCCAAGGCCACUUUCUGCUACGAUGUAAAAUCACACAUGUCAAACCUACAAUAGAAACUGUUCAAAUAAUUUGCAAAAGCAAGGUCAUUUUCGAUGGUCAUACAAUGUCUCUUUGGUUUGUAGCCUGUGAUGGUUUGUAGCCCUUGCCAGGCUUUCCUACUGAACUUGUCCUUGAAAAGGUUUUCUAAUUUGUCUUUGUAUGCUGCCUUGCACUCCUUGAUUUUGCUUUUGAGUCGCCUCUGAAUAUUUUUCCUUUCCUCUUUACUGCCACCUGAUUUAAACACUAUUUUUUUCUGGUCGAGGAGCUCUUUUAAUUCCUGAGUUACACACGGUUUAUUAUUGGAGAAGAUGUUGACUUUCUUUUUGGGAAUAAUGAGAUCCUCACAGAAACGGAUGUACUCAGAGACAGUAUCCGCUGCCUCUUCCAGGUCAUAGGCACUGUCUGUCAGGGCCGCCCAGUCAGUGGACUCAGAACAGUCCUGGAGGACUUCACUAGCUUCAGGAGUCCAGCUGUUCAUCUCCACCUUUCUAGCCUUCUCUCACUGCAAACACAGUUUGUAGACUGGGAUGUGCUGAACCAUGUUAUGAUCCGAACCCCCAAGAUUGGGUAGUGCCUUGGAAAAAUAUGCACCUGGGAUGUUACCAUAACGGAGGUCAAGACCGGCUUCAUUUUGGGGAAGACAUGUAACAUAUUGCUGAUAUGAUGGUAAGUGUUCAGAUAGACUGCACAUGAUAACGUCUCCCAUAAUCAGCUUUCCUGCUUCAGGUGACUCUGUCUCAGCCUGGGAUAAAAGGUCAUGGAUCAAGUCGGUAGCUAUUUGGGUGUUGAAAUUGAGCUCAGGUGCAUCCUGUUUCCAUUGAUCAUCCUUGAGAUGUUUCUACAACUUGACUGGAGUCCACCUGGGGUAAAUUCAGUUGAUUUGACAUGAUUUAGAAAGGCACACACCUGUCUAUAUAAGGUGACACCGUUGACAGUGCAUGUCAGAGCAAAAACCAAGCCAUGAGGUCGAAGGAAUUGUCUGUCGAGCUCCGAGACAGGAUUGUGUCGAGGCACACAUCUGAGGAAGGGCAACAAAACAUUUCUGCAGCAUCCCCAACAACACAGUGGCCUCCAAUAAUCUUAAAUGGAAGAAGUUUGGAACCACCACGACUCUUCCUAGAGCUUGCCGCCUGGCCAAAUUGAGCAAUAUGUGGAGAAGGGCCUUGGUCAGGGAGGUGACCAAGAACCCGAUGGUAACUCUGACAGUGCUCCAGAGUUCCUCUGUGGAGAUGGGAGAAACUUCCAGAAGGACAACCAUCUCUACAGCACCCCACCAAUCAGUUCUUUAUGGUAGAGUGGCCAGAUGGACGUCACUCCUCAGUAAAAGGCACAUGACAGCCCGCUUGGAGUUUGCCAAAAGGCACCUAAAGGACUCUCAGACCAUGAGAAACAAGAUUAUCUGAUCCUUUGGCUUGAAUGCCAAGCGUCACGUCUGGAGGAAACCAGGCACAGCUCAUCACCUGGCCAAUACCAUCCCUACUAGUCAGGAUCGAGGGAAAGAUGAAUGGAGCAAAGUACAGAUAGAUCCUUGAUGAAAACCUGAUCCACAGCGCUCAGGACCUCAGACUGGGGCGAAGGUUCACCUUCCAACAGGACAAUGACCCUAAGCACACAGCCAAGACAACGCAGGAGUGGCUUCAGGACAAGUCUCUGAAUGUCCUUGAGUGACCCAGAAAAGCCCGGAAUAGAACCCGUUCAAACAUCUCUGGAGAGACCUGAAAAUAGCUGUGCAGCGACGCUCCCCAUCCAACCUGACAGAGCUUGAGAAGAUCUGCAGAGAAGAAUGUUAGAAAGUCCCCAAAUACAGGUGUUUCAAGUUUGUAGCGUCAUACCCAAGAAGACUCGAGGCUGCAAUCGCUGCCAAAGAUUUAGAACACCUACUCAUUCAAGGGUUUUUCUUUCUUUUUACUAUUUUCUACAUUGUAGAACAAUAGUGAAGACAUCAAAACUAUGAAAUAACACAUAUGGAAUCAUUUAGUAACCAAAAAAAUAUUUAAAUAAAUCCAAAUAUAUUUUAUAUUUGAGAUUCAAAUAGCCACCUUUUGCCUUGAUGACAGCUUUGUACAUGCUUGGCAUUCUGUCAACCAGCUUCAUGGGGUGCCUUCUUAAAAGUUAAUUUGUGGAAUUUAUUUCCUUCUUAAUGCGUAUGAGCCAAUCAGUUGUGUUGUGACAAGGUAGGGGUGGUAUACAGAAGAUAGCCCUAUUUGGUAAAAGACCAAGUCCAUAUUACGGCAAAAACAGCUCAAAUAAGCAAAGAGAAAAGACAGUCCAUUCUUACUUUAAGACAUGAAGGUCAGUCAAUCUGGAACAUUUCAAGAACUUGAAAGGAGGUGUUAUGGUGUGGGGGUGCUUUGCUGGUGACACUGUCUGUGAAUUAUUUAGAUUUCAAGGCACACUCAACCAGCAUGGCUACCACAGCAUUCUGCAGUGAUAUGCCAUCCCAUCUGGUUUGGGCUUAGUGGGACUAUCAUUUGUUUUUCAACAGGACAAUGACCCAACACACCUCCAGGCUGUGUAAGGGCUAUUUUACCAAGAAGGAGAGUGAAUGAGUGCUGCAUCAGAUGACCUGGCCUCCACAAUCGCCCGACCUCAACCAAAUUGAGUCGGACCGCAGAGUGAAGGAAAAGCAGCCAACAAGUGCUCAGCCUAUGUGGGAACUCCUUCAAGACUGUUGGAAAAGCAUUCCUGGUGAAGCUGGUUGAGAGAAUGCCAAGAGUGUGCAAAGCUGUCAUCAAGGCAAAGGGUGGCUAUUUGACGAAUCUCAAAUGUAACAAAUAUUUUGAUUUGUUUAACACUUUUAUGUGUUAUAAAUGUGUUAUUUCAUAGUUCUGAUGUCUUCACUAUUAUUCUAUAAUGUAGAAAAUAAUAAAAAUUAAGAAAAACCCUUGAAUGACAAGGUGUGUCCAAACCUUUGACUGGUACUGUAUACUGAACAAAAAUCUAAACGCAACAUGCAACAAUUUCAUUGAUUUUACAUUUAUAUUUACGUCAUUUAGCAGACGCUCUUAUCCAGAGCGACUUACAGUUAGUGAGUGCAUACAUUAUUUAUUUUUUAUUUUUCAUACUGGCCCCCCGUGGGAAUCGAACCCACAACCCUGGGUUGCUCUACCAACUGAGCUACAUCCCAUUUUACUGAGUUACAGUUCGUAUGAGGAAAUCAGUCAAUUAAAAUAAACUAAUUAGGCCCUAAUCUAUGGAUUUCAAAUGACUGGGUAUACAGAUAUGCAUCUGUUGCUCAAAGAUACCUUUAAAGAAAAAAUAGGACUCACAAUGGGACUCAGGAUCUCGUCAUGGUGUUUUUGUGCAUUGAAAUUGCCAUUGAUAAAAUGCAAUUGUGUUCAUUGUUCGUAGCUUAUGCCUGCCCAUACCAUAACCCCACCACAAUCAUGGGACACUCUGUUCACAACAUUGACAUCAGCAAACUGCUCGCCCACACAACGCCAUACACUGUAGUCGUGAGGCCAGUUGGAUGUACUGCCAAAAUUCUAAAAACCUGUUUUUGCUUUGUCAUUAUGGGGUAUUGUGUGUAGUUUAAGGAGGGGGACGAUUUCAUCAAUUUUAGAAUAAAGCUGUAACGUAAGAAAAUGUGGGAAAAGGGAAGGGGUCUGAAUACUUUCCAAAUGCACUGUGUGUAUGUAUAUAUAUGUGUGUGUGUAUAAGCUUUGAGGAUAAGGUCGGCUGCUCUAUUGAUAGUAACCAGGGUUCAAAGGUCAGGCUCAAGGGUUUGUAUGCUGGCUAUUGACGAAAGGGUAAAGCAAAACAUGGCAGGUCAGGACACACACCAUAUUGUACAGUAGAUACAGAAUAAUAGGAACAGACAUGUGUGUGGAGAUUGAUUAGAUUCUCUGCAGCAGCAGGUGUCUGAAUGUGUGUGACUGAGGAAAGACUAUUCCAAAAAAAUUAACUACAGAGAAAUUACUUUAAAUAGAGUUAAACAGUCCAAGUCCCACAGCCAAGUCUCUCAGGACUCACGCACAAAAUAUUCAUCUUCUCAAUAUGCCUCUCUCUCUCACACAGACUCUCGAAAGAUGUCCUUGCCAGACUUUUCAAAAAAUGAAAUAUCUCUGUCAAAACAUUUAUCUGCAGAAACAGUAUGCCUUUCAGAAACGAACAUGUACAUACUGUCAUGUACUCAUGUACACUCACGCAAACGUUCACGCACGCACGCACACACACACAAACACAAAGGUCGACACGAUUGCCCGUCACGCUGAGUCUUGACCCGUUAUACUUCCUGUCAUGGGACACCUGUUGCCAUGGUAGCAGUUAGUAAUGGGUGGUGUCUGAUGCUAGCACCCCUCGGUCAGAGGCUAAUGAGGCCAUUAGCGCUGCAUGCUAACAUGCUAACGACAUCUCACAAGCCUCCCAGACAGACACACACUGACACCUCCCACCCGGGCACUUCCUUUCUCAGAGAGAACCUAAAAACACUUUAAAAACAUGAAUGAUAUGUAUAUAUGAGUAUGUUCUGGACUCUGACAUUGCUCGUUCUGAUAUUAUAAUUUUUUUGUUUUUUGUUUUUUAUUGCUAGGUAAUAACAAGCAUUUUGCUGCACCUGUGAAAAAAUCAGAAACGGUACAUUCAGUGUGUGUAUGGUGGGGGUGUCGCAAAUGGCACACUGUUACCUAUAUAGUGUAGACCUACUAUAAAGGGCAUAGGGCAAGUCAUCAUAACCACUUCAUUGCUUGACGACUUUUGACGUAAAAAAUGAGUGCUGCGAAAAUGAGAAAAGUGGACUCUGAAUGUCGUGUGUCAGAGGAAUAAAUGCGAACUUUGAAAUAACAGAGGAACUUCUUUCGAUGGAAUCAAUGAUGGGAACAACCAGGGACUCUGACUUAUAUGACAGGGUGUCUGCCUGAUUGAAAAAAAAUGAAUCUAUCGUGGAGCAAACGGACAAAUGUCACAACAGAUGGAUCACCAAAUCUAAAAGUAUUUCGCCAUGUGUGGGAACUGAGUGGGGAGAUAGGUAUGUUCCUUGAUACGGUUGGUAAAGCUGACGACUUCUCCGAGUUGAAAGACAGACUGGAAGGGCGACUUUGCUUUCGGUGCAGACAUAUAGGGGCAUCUGAACGAUCUAAAUGUGAAACUGCAGGGAAAUUGUGUUUGAACUGUUUUCUAACGUGAAAGCAUUCAAGACCAAACAUAUGUUGUUCUCCAGACAAAUGAGCAGCCGGUCUCUUGCUCAUUUUCUGACACUGGCCGCACUGAACUGGCCCACAUCGCAGUGCUGCACUGAGACAUACAGUAGUACUUUGAUCGACCUGCAUGCUGAGUUUUCCCGCCGCUUCUCAGUCUUCACCAAGAUUGAGACUGAGCUGGAGCUUGUAUCAUGCCCCGUCUUUCGACAGUGAGAAAGCACCACCAGACACACAAUUGGAGCUAAUCGACAUCCAAUGUGACAGCGCUUUGAAGAAGUACAAAACAGCAACAAUAGACCAGUUCUAUGGCUCACUAAAUGAAACAAAGUUUCCAAACAUUAAAAGGCACACCCAAAGGAUGCUUGUUUUAUUCGGGUCCACAUGUGUGUGUGAACAAACGUUCUCAGUCAUGAAUUACAACAAAUCCUGUCACAGGUCAAAUUUAACAAAUUACCACUUGUCAGCUGUUCUGAGAAUCUCUACAUCAAAGAUGACACCAGACUUUGAUGCCCUUGCCAAGAGAGGUGACCAGACCCAUUGUUCACAUUAAGACUUGAAUAACGUGACUGGGGUAGGCAAGGAUUAUGCUUUUUCAUGGUGAUGGUUAUGCAGUGAGAAUUAUCCAGCAAUGCACUUGGAUACAGGUAAUAACUAAUCAGUCAGAUUUGGGCUGAGGUGAUUGGAUAACUGUAAAUACAGUGAGGGAAAAAACGUAUUUGAUCCCCUGCUGAUUUUGUACGUUUGCCCACUGACAAAGAAAUUAUCAGCAUAUAAUUUUAAUGGUAGGUUUAUUUGAACAGUGAGAGACAGAAUAACAACAAAAAAAUCCAGAAAAACGCAUGUCAAAAAUGUUAUAAAUUGAUUUGCAUUUUAAUGAGGGAAAUAAGUAUUUGACCCCCUCUCAAUCAGAAAGAUUUCUGGCUCCCAAGUGUCUUUUAUACAGGUAACGAGCUGAAAUUAGGAGCACACUCUUAAAGGGAGUGCUCCUAAUCUCAGCUUGUUACCUGUAUAAAAGACAACUGUCCACAGAAGCAAUCAAUCAAUCAGAUUCCAAACUCUCCACCAUGACCAAGACCAAAGAGCUCUCCAAGGAUGUCAGGGACAAGAUUGUAGACCUACACAAGGCUGGAAUGGGCUACAAGACCAUCGCCAAGCAGCUUGGUGAGAAGGUGACAACAGUUGGUGCGAUUAUUCGCAAAUGGAAGAAACACAAAAUAACUGUCAAUCUCCCUCGGCCUGGGGCUCCAUGCAAGAUCUCACCUCGUGGAGUUGCAAUGAUUAUGAGAACGGUGAGGAAUCAGCCCAGAACUACACGGGAGGAUAUUGUCAAUGAUCUCAAGGCAGCUGGGACCAUAGUCACCAAGAAAAUAAUUGGUAACACACUACGCCGUGAAGGACUGAAAUCCUGCAGCGCCCGCAAGGUCCCCCUGCUCAAGAAAGCACAUAUACAGGCCCGUCUGAAGUUUGCCAAUGAACAUCUGAAUGAUUCAGAGGAGAACUGGGUGAAAGUGUUGUGGUCAGAUGAGACCAAAAUCGAGCUCUUUGGCAUCAACUCAACUCACCGUGUUUGGAGGAGGAGGAAUGCUGCCUAUGACCCCAAGAACACCAUCCCCACCGUCAAACAUGGAGGUGGAAACAUUUUGUUUUGGGGGUGUUUUUCUGCUAAGGGGAAAGGACAACUUCACCGCAUCAAAGGGACGAUGGACGGGGCCAUGUACCGUCAAAUCUUGGGUGAGAACCUCCUUCUCUCAGCCAGGGCAUUGAACAUGGGUUGUGAAUGGGUAUUCCAGCAUGACAAUGACCCAAAACACACAGCCAAGGCAACAAAGGAGUGGCUCAAGAAGAAGCACAUUAAGGUCCUGGAGUGGCCUAGCCAGUCUCCAGACAUUAAUCCCAUAAAAAAUCUGUGGAGGGAGCUGAAGGUUCGAGUUGCCAAACGUCAGCCUCGAAACCUUAAUGACUUGGAGAAGAUCUGCAAAGAGGAGUGGGACAAAAUCCCUCCUGAGAUGUGUGCAAACCUGGUGGCCAACUACAAGAAACGUCUGACCUCUGAUUGCCAACAAGGGUUUUGCCACCUAGUACUAAGUAAUGUUUUGCAGAGGGGUCAAAUACUUAUUUCCCUCAUUAAAAUGCAAAUCAAUUUAUAACAUUUUUGACAUGCGUUUUUCUGGAUUUUGUUGUUGUUAUUCUGUCCCUCACUGUUCAAAUAAACCUACCAUUAAAAUGAUAGACUGAUCAUGUCUUUGUCAGUCGGCAAACGUACAAAAUCAGCAGGGGAUCAAAUACUUUUUUCCCUCACUGUAUGUCUCACAAUGGAGAUGAGAAUUGUUCCUUAAUAUGCUUUAAAAAACAGACCAUCCCAAAUGAAACGGAUGCUAUUACCAUAUGUUUCACUCAAAUUUUAGAAUAGUUUUUUUACACAUCUGCUGUUACAUUUUGCAUGUAUCAAGUCAUAUAAUAUACAGUUGAAGUCGGAAGUUUAUAUACACUUAGGUUGGAGUCAUUAAAACUUGUUUUUCAACCACUCCACAAAUUUCUUGUUAACAAACUAUAGUAAUUUUUCCCAACAAUUGUUUACAGACAGAUUAUUUCACUUAUAAUUCACUGUAUCACAAUUCCAGUUGGUCAGAAGUUUACAUACACUAAGUUGACUGUGCCUUUAAACAGCAUGGAAAAUUCCAGAAAAUGAUGUCAUGGCUUUAGAAGCUUCUGAUAGGCUAAUUGACAUAAUUUGAGUCAAUUGGAGGUGUACCUGUGGAUGUCUUUCAAGGCCUUCACAUUCAGUGCCACUUUGCUUGACAUCAUGGGAAAAUCAAAAGAAAUCAGCCAAGACCUCAGAAAAAAAAUGGUAGACCUCCACAAGUCUGGUUCAUCCUUGGGAGCAAUUUCCAAAUGCCUGAAGGUACCACGUUCAUCUGUACAAACAAUAGUACGCAAGUAUAAACACCAUGGGACCACGCAGCCGUCAUACCGCUCAGGAAGGAGACGCUUUCUGUCUCCUAGAGAAGAACGUACUUUAGUGCGAAAAGUGCAAAUCAAUCGCAGAACAACAGCAAAGGACCUUGUGAAGAUGCUGGAGGAAACAUGUACAAAAGUAUCUAUAACCACAGUAAAACGAGUCCUAUAUCGACAUAACCUGAAAGGAUGCUCAGCAAGGAAGAAGCCACUGCUCCAAAUACUAAUUGAGUGUAUGUAAACUUCCGACCCACUGGGAAUGUGAUGAAAUAAAUAAAAGCUGAAACAAAUCAUUCUCUCUAUUAUUAUUCUGACAUUUCACAUUCUUAAAAUAAUGUGGUGAUCCUAAAUGGCCUCAGACAGGGAAUUUUUACUAGGAUUAAAUGUCAGGAAUUGUGAAAAACUGAGUUCAAAUGUAUUUGGCUAAGGUGUAUGUAAACUUCUGACUUCAACUGUAUAUCUAUUUUUAAGUUUGCAUAUUGUGACUGUAAGUUUGAUUGUACUUUACAAGGGUAAAGAUGCAGGAUCUGUGUGUGUUUGACUGUGUCAAUCUGUCAAUUUUGUGAAAAUGUUGUGGAAAAUGUUUUCACAAAAAAUAAGGGGAGAGAUGGUACAAGGGUAGAAUUGUUCUGCAAGCUUUUGUACACCUACAGUACACAAGUAGUUGCGUGUCAAUGAGAAAAUGAAUAAAGGCUUCACAUGUUUUGUCACGCAUAUAGUAUGUGGCCCUUCACUUGGUUUCAAAAACUCAAUGUGGCCCUUGAGCCAAAAGGUUUGCCCAUAUAGGGUGUCAUUUGGGACACCUGGAGUGGAGAGAGUGAUUAUGGAGUGAUAUGAAGGUAUUGACCAGUCUGCAGCCAUGCAGCAGGUGAAGUGGUACUGGAGCUGUAAUGGUUUCAGCUAAACCAGUCUCUUCUCUUCUUUCCGCAGAGUGAAAAAGAGAUGGAUGAAAGAACUGCUACACCUUUAUUCUCUCAUCCAAUAAAAAACGGAAUCACAUGUUCAUUAAUGACCCAGAGGCAUGAGGACCAAUCGUCAGACUGAAUGGUGAUGUCAUACUAGUGACAGAGGCGGAAUUGUGACCACCAUGGAUUCUAUGGCAAAAUAUUAACAGUACUCUCACACUAACUCAUACUCUCUCUUUAUACAUCUCUCUCUCUCUCUCUCUCUCUCUCUCUGUAACACUCUUCACACUUGGAUAAAACAGAGACCAGUAACUCCUCUCUCCACUCAGAUAUAAGACCGCCUCCCCCCACUGUGAUGUCACAGAGUGGCUCCUCCUCUUCCAGCUCCUCUGGGGGCUGAGCCAAUCGGCUGGGGCUAUGGGUAGAAGGGUGGCUGAUCCGACCAAUCCAGUGCCUGCGCUGGGGGUGCCCCUGGCAGGGGGGCGAUGGGGGCCGCUGUGCAGCGUGGGGGUGCAGACCUCCCCUGGCCUUAGGACCCUCCCGUCAAUCAAACUCAACCAGCCAACCAGCACGCAGCACCCAGAGACAAGGUGGCGCAACAACCAUGUCACCACGGCAUUGACCAUGCCCUCAGAAACAGUUUUUUUGUGUGACUCGGGCAGCAGUGGCGGCAGAGGUGGAUUUGCCGUUUCCAAGGAGACGAGUCAGAAUGCGAUCAACAGUCUGACACAGGACGACAUGGGGUCAAAGGGGUCAGGGGGUGGGAUCUACUGUCAGAUCAAAGCCAUAAGGACUAAUCCCAGGGAGUCUGGUCACAGGCCUAGCGGGAAACGGACGUCUCGAUACACCAAUGGUAGUGUGGUCGCCCCUGAGGUGGUGGGCGGGGUAUGUACUGAGGGUGCUGAGGGGAACAAGCCAAUCAGAGAGAGGAGGAGGGUCCAGUCACUGAGAGGGGAAGAGUCUCGCCCUGUGCUGAGGUCAGGGAGUGUGUCUCAGUCUGUGAGCUCUCAUGCCACGCCUCCAAGGCCCUGUAGAAUGAUGACAUCAUCAUCGCCCCGCCUCUGUGGAACCUGUGGGCGUAGACAGUCCCAGGUCCCACCCACUUGCAUGGCAACUGCAUGCCGCAGGCGAGCGGCCAAUAAGUUCACAGAAAGCCAGACCCUCCCGAAUCCUCCCCGGAAACAGUCCGUACUCCCCAACCAGAACCGGAAAGACUCCCCUGUACUGAACACACACACACACACACCACCAACCCAACACAAAACUCUGAAGAACACUCAAACACAAACUCAGACAUUGCCCUCUCCACACACAACCCAAAAGACACACACGCUCACGAAAGAUUCACCUGUGCCCACAUGCUCCAACACUAAGGAUACACAACACACACAUACAGACCCAGAACCCAGGUUACCCAGGUUACAUCAGAAAGAAACACACACUCAGACAACAGACACACACUCACACACCACAGAGAAACACACAUCUACGCAAAACAAAUCCACAAAAAAUCCAUAUACUCCAGCUAUACAGCCUUUUCCAGACAAAAACACAGACAUGUCAUCUGACAACCAACACACACCACCAAACUCAUCUAUACAAGUCACCCCCAAGCCACCACCCCCAGUCCUCCUCACAGGCAAAAAAUCCUUGGCUACGGCCCCUCUCUCACCUAAAAACUCCCCCAACCCGCCCCACCCUGUCCAGGUGAACCCAAAACCAGCACACCCUGUACAUCAGACCCAACCCAAACAUACACCCCUCACCCCCUCCCUGCUCCCCAAAAUACCACCAGCACAGCCAAUCAAAAUAGAAGACUCCAAAACCCCUGCCCCAUCAAAAGAUGCAAAUGCUCUGCAUGCUCCCAAUGUGGCCCCACAUUGCAAUGGGGCACCAGGGGGUCUGGCAGGGGUGCAGUCAGGCGUCCAGGUGGGGGUUACAGGUGGGAUACAGGGGUGUGUGUCGGGGGGCCUCCACCGGCAUCUUCACAGCGUGGAGGAGAGUCUGCUCUCCAACCAGGAGAAGAUCAAAGUCCUCCUCAACGUUAUCCAAGACCUGGAGAAGAGCAAGGCCCUCAGCGAAGGGUGAGAAAGGGGGGGAGCAGGGAAGGAGGGGUGUGUGUGUGUGUGUAUGCGUGUGUGCGUGUGUGUGUGUGUGUGUGUGUGUGUGUGUGUGUGCGUGUGUGUGUGUGUGUGUGUGUGUGAGUGAGUGAGAGAAAGGGUGAAAGAGAGAGGAAGAGUUAAAGAGAAAGGGAGAGUGAAAGGGAGAGUGAGUGAGAGAGAGACUGAUUGAGUGUGCAAGAGAGGGAGAAAGGAUGGUGUGUGAGAAUGUAUGGGAGUACCACGGCAGGAUCUGUGUGUGUUUAACUCCAAUGUAAACUGACAUGCUUUCAACUUUGUAAUGAACUUUAAAUGUCAGGUCAUGGAAGUAUUGCAGGGGCUGUGAUGUACUGUAUGCAGUAAGUUAUUGCUGCAGUAUUACAGAGCACAGCAGAACAUCCAUAGGGAUAUGUGUGCAGAACUCCUUUCUAAACCCUGCUGUAUAAAAGUAAAUAUCAGUUCCUUCAUGUUGUAUUUCACUGCUCUGACUUUGUAUGCAUUCUAUCAUAUGGUCUAUAUAAUUACAGGCAGAACUCCUCCCUUAUGUCAUGGCUGCUCCCUCAGGCCUUAAGAUCAACAGAAGAUAUCUACCACUCCCUCUCUCAUUCUCUUUCCUUCUCCGCUUCAUUUGUCUCCUCUCUCUUUCCCUCCCUCCCUCAUCUCGUUCUCUUCGUUUCUAUUUCUAUCUUCUUUCUCUCACACAAAUCAAACACUCUCCCACUAUCUCAUUUUGGAAAUGGUUCAAUUUUCUACUUCUUCUUUGUCCCCAUUCUCCUUUCUCCUCAUUCACAUUGUUCUACUUGAAGAAUGCUAUUCAUCGCUUUUUACCUCCACCCAUCCCCCUCCCUAUCUCCCUCUUCAUCCCUCCAUCUUUAAUUACCACCCUCUUUCUUUCCUUCUCUCCUGAUAUGAAUCACUUCUUCCUCCAUAUAAUAUAGAGCUGACUUCUCCUCCGCUCCUCUCUCCCCUACCCUCUGUCCUUUCACUAUAUUCCACUCACCCUCUCUACCUCUGCUGUCAAUCAGUCCAUCACUCUCUCAUCUCUCUCAGUCUGUUCGGCUUUCUCUCUACCAUCACCUGUCUUCUCACCUCUCUGUCCCCCCUCUCCCUCUCACCCCUGAUCCCCUACAACAGACUGCACCCCCUCUCUUAUUUUCCCUCUCUCCUCUCUGCUCUUCUACCCACUCCUCAACUUUUUCUUUCUCAUCUCCUUCUCUCCACUCCUCCUUCCCUCCCUCCCGCCCUCUUCUCUCUGUCAGUUCCUCUUGGGUUGACAGCUCGCUAUAAUACCAAACUAAUCCCUCCCAGAUUAUCAUUGAAGACAGGCAAUUCAUGUUCCAGGGGCACAGCAAGACUCCCAACAACAGGAUAUACACUGUUCCUCUGUGGUGUCUGUGUGUGUGUGCGCGUGUGCAUGUGUGUGAGUGCGUGUGCAUGUGUGUGCGCGCGUGUGUGUGUGUGUGUGUUUGGCGCAGUGCUAAAGUUUUAGUGCUGUUUUUAAGUUUGUAUCUUGUGCUCCCUUUGUGUCUGUGUGUUCUGUGUGUGAAUGUGUGUCUGUCUGUUUGUUUGGUGUAGUACUAAUGAUGCUAUCCUGUGUUUUCCUCCUCAUCCUGAUGUGUGUGUUCUUCUUGUUGUUGUUGUGUUAGGCGCUGCUCUUACAGAACUGGACAGGAUAUCAACAACUGCCCCACCUGUCAGAAGACUGCCUGUAUCAUAUACAGGUAAAACACCUUCUUAAUACCACAUUCAUUAUAAUAAUAAUACCAUUUCACUUUGACUUCACUUCUUUUUAUAUAUCAAAAUCCCCAUAAUAUCUACAGGUACAGUUGACUAAUAUAAUCGUAUACACAACCCACACAACCCACACAACCCAGUGUACACCCGAACCACUAGCAGAUGGUUUCAGUUUCAAGUUUUAUUAGUUGUACGUACAGGAUACACUUUGGUAUAUAUCGUCCAACAAAAUGUAUUUUUGCAUCCCUACUGGAUUUGUGUCACACGCCACCGAGUCAUCGGAGUUCGUUCUGCAGACAUUGAAUGCUGCAGUAUGGGCUCUCAGCAUUGUACAGAUAUCUCCGUUCAUCCAGGCAGGCUCCUGAGUGGCGCAGUGGUCUAAGGCACUGCAUCGCAGUGCUAACUGUGCCACUAGAGAUCCUGGUUCGAAUCCAGGCUCUGUCGCAGCCGGCCGCGACCGGGAGACUCAUGGGCGGCGCACAAUUGGUCCAGGGUAGGGGAGGGAAUGGCCGGCAGGGAUGUAGCUCAGUUGAUAGAGCAUGGCGUUUGCAACGCCAGGGUUGUGGGUUCGAUUCCCACGGGGGGCCAGUAUAAAAAAAAUAUAUGUAUUCACUAACUGUAAGUCGCUCUGGAUAAGAGCGUCUGCUAAAUGACUAAAAUGUAAAUGUUAUUGUAGGUACAACAUCAUCAACACAUUUCUUAAAACCUCUUAAGGAUCUGACCCUUUUUUUUUCAAUUCACGCCUAAAAUUACAUACACAAAUCUAACUGUAGCUCAGGUCCUGAAGCAAGGUAUUGCAUAUUCUUGAUAUCAUUUGAAAGGAAACACUUUGAAGUUUGUGGAAAUGUGAAAUUGAUUUAGGAGAAUAUUACACAUUAGAUCUGGUAAAAGAUAAUACAAACAAAAAAACAUGUGUUUUCUAUAUAUUUAUUUGUUCCAUCAUCUUUGAAAUACAAGAGAAAGGCCAGACAGUGAUGUAGGAUUCUACAUGUAAUUUAGAUGUUGUCCACCAGAUGGCAGCAGUGUGUGUGCAACGUUUCAGACUGAUCCAGUGAAGAAUUACAUCACUACACAAUAUUUUGUAUCAAGUCUGCCAGGUGUUUUCCCAAAUGUGCCGAAUUGGUUUUCAAGUACAUAACUAUAGAGAACAUACAAAAAUUCUAUGGUAAUACAAAAUGUAAGUUCGCACACUCCCAGGUUUGUCAUAAAUGAUGGAUCAUUAGCUUCCCUACAGAAAAGACGCUAACCUUCACACAUCUAGAUGGCCGGGCGGGGUGGGUGUGGAGUCAGAGGUCGAACUGUAGAACCCAGUUCCUACAUUUGAAUAUAAGAAAUGUUUCAAACAAGAUUAACAAGAAUUUAAGCUUUUUGCCCAUAUAAGAUGUCUAUGUCCCAGAAAAUUGUUUACAACACAAUUCUAGUCACAUAUCGCAUAUUGAGCAACAACCGUCUCGUAUAAGGGACACCGAUCCCGUAGAGGUUAAUGGAGCCGGUGACUGACGAUGUAUUGUAUAUUCCUCAAUGUUGAUGGAUGAGUCCUAGAUGGAUGAAUCUUUGCACAUAUUCCAAAUAGUAUUCUCAAAACAAUCCUGCAGCAUCAAGUCUGCCUCCUCUGUCCAGCGCCUCACUAUUCUCUGUGUUGGUGGCUCCCUCUUGAGUUGCUGCUUGUAGGCAGGGAGUAGGAACAGAGAGACAUGAUCUGAUUGGCCGAAAUAGUGGCGGGGUAUGGCUGAGUUUGAUGAGUGCCGCCUUGGUGUUUGCUUGUGGAGGUAUGUACACAGCUGUGAUAAUAACCCACGUGAAUUCCCUUGGCAUAUACUGGGGUCGGCAUUUUAGCAUCAAAAACUCCAGUUCUGAUUAACAGGAUUUCGCAACGUUUUCAACUUCGGUACACCAGGAAUUCUUUAUGAGGAAACAUACCCCUCCCUUCCGACUCUUACCAGAAGCCGCCGUUUAAGCCUUAUCCAUUCGGAAUAUGGAGAAGCUAUCAGGUUAAAUAGCAGAGUCGAGUGAAUUGUCUGUAAGCCACAGAUCAGUAAAAACAAAGACACAGCAUUCCCUGAUGUUCCUCUGCGAUUGAAGCAUAGCUCUAAGUUCAAAGUAAAACAAAAAUCCAGCAAUUGGACAUUAGCCACCAGGAUACAAGGAAGAGGAGGCUGUGUAGCCCGUCUUUUCAGCCUAGCUUGGAGUCCCUUUCCUUCAUCUUCUUCAUUACCGGCAUUGCGUAAGGUCAUCUCGGCCAGGAGAAAUAAGUAAGCAUGUAAAUUUGAGUAGGAACCGGCACUGCCAACAGGUAAAUGUCCUCAUGACGUAAUCUACAGGAACAACAAGACAUUCUCCUAGUCAGAUACUGCCCUGUACAAACGCCCUACAAAGUAUCCAACAGCAACAUAAGCAUUCUCCACCUCCCUCUCCAUACUCUGUAUGGAUGUGACCUAAAUUAGUGAUUAAAGAUAGAAUCCUUAGUUGCUACAUCCAUUUUUGGACUUAUAAAUGAAUGAUAAACAUUGAUUAUUAAAGAAUAUAACUUAUAAAUGCCUCGUGAGCUUAGUUUAACUGUUGUACCCAAUCAGAACCCAAAAUAUAAGGGAAAGGUGGAUACCUAGUCAGUUGUACAACUGAAUGCAUUCAACUGAAAUGUGUCUUCCACGUUUAACCCAACCCCUCUGAAUCAGAGAGGUGUGGGGUGCUGCUUUAAUAAGCUUGUUUUACUCAAUGUUUGUAAGCAACGUAAAUGUAUCAAACACUGUACAACCUCAAAACAUGGUUAAAAUUAUCAUUUUCAUAUAAUGGAUGGUCUUUCCUUGCAUCCAUAGCUCUGUCUAUGCAUUUGAGAGUGAUUACAUUUCUCCAGGCCCAUCCCUCAGCUUUUUACCCAAACAGAGGUGGGGGUGAUCACUUUGUUAUUGUUUCAAUUAAGGACUCAAACUUUAACCAAAUCAGAGCUCCUCCCCAGACCCUAGCCAAUCCUGUUUUAUCAUAUCAUACCAGUCAGGACAUGCAGCUCUUUGCUAGCUCGCUAUCAGCCCACCAGAUCCCCUCCUCCUCUCCUCUGUAACCAGGAACAGCAUUAGCUACAGCAGGAAUAAAAUUAAUCAGGAAUAAUUAGGACCGGAGGGAAGGGUGGCAGAGAUACCGGCCCCCCAGGGCCACUGAAAGCAGCUCAGGGCCACAGAAAGCAGCUCAGGGCCACACACACAAUCACACUCACAUACUGUACACACAUGGAAACGAACAUACCGUUAAUCUAAACAGAAGAGAAGGAUCAUUACAGUCAUUCACACACUUUACAGUCAUUCUGAGGCCAUUGGGAGACGGCAAUCAUUAUUUUGUGGAUAUGAAACACACAAACAUACACACGCAUGUCAUUUGUUUGUUGGGACAGUAAUGGUGUUAUCACACACUCAGCGGGACACAGAGGAGAUGGAGGGAUGAGUGUGUAGAAGAGAGAGUGAAAAAGAGGAGAGAGCGUGGGAUGGAGGCUUCCCUCUUCAUGAUUUAAGCUGGAAAACGACAGUUUGAUGUUUCUUGCCUGCAGAUGUUUUGUAUUGUCAAAUCUAAUUAAUCUGUGUGACAGAGAAACAGAGAAAGGCAAGUUCUGACAGAAAAAAAAAAAUCUGCAUGCCGUGGGAAUCAAUUAAGAGGAGCAGCUUUGCCAACUCAGGAGUAAUCCCCUAAACAAUAGAGGGAACGAGAGAGAGAGAAGAGAGAGAAAAACUGAGGAAAGAGAGCAGAGAGAGAGAGAGAGAGAGACGAGAGAGAGAGAGAAGAGAGAAGAGAGAGAGAGACGAGAAGAGAGAGAGAGAGAGCAGAUGAGAGAGAGAGAGAGAGAUUGAUAGAGGGACAGUAGAAGGAGAUGCUAGAUAUAUCAGGAGAUAGCUCAGUAUCGAGAGUACGAUAUAGAGAGGAGAUCCUGCGGAGAUCUCGACUCUCGCCUCAAUCCUGUGCUAGGGGCUUCUCGGGCUGAGCUCUCUUCUUUUGUCUCUUGUUUACCUCUGUACCCUGUAUAACAUGCCUAGUUCUUUAAAACACCCUAAAAGCACAUACUGCACAGCAAGGAAAGUGUAGGCCAGGUUCAACACUUAUUUCUUUACAUUUGUGUGUGUAUGCGUGCAUGUGUGGUUUCAGUGGUAGCACUCCUCUCCCGUGCUUUAUCAUUUAUUCAUAUUUAUUCUCUCCCCUGCGUCUGCAUCUGUGCUUUUACCUCUCUUUCAUGUUUUCCGGUCUCUUUAUUUCUCCUCUUUUCCGGGACAUUCUAACCUUCCUCACCUCUUCCUCUCCCUCGUAUGGCUCUCUUUCUGUUUACUCCCCCUCUUUCCUCUUUCUCUGUAUCUUUUUUUUCUCAACUCAUCAUUUGAACCACCCUUUCUACCCCUCUAUUACUCAUCAAACCCUCUUAUCUUCACCCUUCUCCUCUCUCUCUCUCCAGCUGUUUCUCCUUUAGAGGUCCCUUUGUAUUCUAUCAGACUCCUCUCUUCCCACUCACUGUUGUGUCAUUUGAGAGGUUUCAUUUGUCAGGAGAGAGCAAAUACGAUGACUGAGUGGGCAUAGGAUUUUGAAUGGGAAUAUAUUUUUGGUCCCCACAAGGAUAGUAAAACAAACAUGGGUGUGUGUGUGUGAGUGUGUGCAAGCGCAUGUCAUCUAUCCUCAUGUCCUUCCUUCAUCAUCAUAAGCCUGAUUAACUCCAGAUGCUUAAUCCCUAUGCAACCCAUCUCAUCACACACGUUUGUUUUACUAUUGUUGUGGGUACCAAACAAUUGAUUCCCAUUCAAAAUCAGAUUUUCCCUAACCCCUAACCCUAAACCUAACUUUAAAGAAAGAGAGAAAGAGAGAAAGGGAGAGAGAGAUGAGGUAAGGGGAGGGAGUUCUUUGAAAAAGAAAGACAUUUUUCCCUCAGCUCUCUCUUUUAGUUCCAGCACUUUAGGAUGACUCUCUACUUCUCUCUCCUUUGCUCUCUCUUUCUCUCUCCUCCCACUCCUCUCAUCUCUCCAGCCUGUGAUAUAGUGGUGCAUGAAGCGCAAGAAUGCUUUGAAUGUGAAAUUAUUUCAGUAUGUGUGUGUGUGUCUGAUUGGGUGCAUAGGUAUGCACUUGCAUGAGUACAUGUGUUUUCUAUGUGCCUGUGUUAUUGUGCGCACUUAAUUGCAUUUAUAUCAAAACCAUUUGCAUAAGUACAAGCAAUUUAUGUGUGAGUACGUGUCUAACUUUCUCAACCUCUCUCCCCCUCUUUCUCAACUUCUCUCCCACUCUCCCUCUCUCACUCCCCCUAUUUCACCUUCUCUCCCACCCUCUCGCUCCCUCUCUUUCGACCUCUUUCUCCCUCUCUCUCUCUCACCUUCUCUCUCACCCUCCCCACUCUCUCACCCUCCUCUCACACCCUCUAUCCCCCCGCACUCUCUCCCCCCUUUCUUUCUCCCCAGUGUGGAGCAUGACUUCAGGCAGCAGGAGGGGAGGUUCCAGCCAGUGUUGGAGACUCUAGAUGGGGAUUACGAUGUCCCCCUCCCUGUCCCCAAACCUCCCCCCUCCCGCCCCAGCGCCAAGGCCCGUGUCAAGAAGCUACGCAAGAAGUGCUUCUGGUGGCUGUAG